UGCGCUUCGCCAAUUUGCUACGCCACAGGAUGCUCUGUGUGAGGCGAUUCCGAUUUUGCAGACCGCUCGUGAAUGACUGACGAUCACUACAGGCAUCAGUGUGUGUGUGUGUUUGUGUGCGCUUCUUUUGCGUAUUUUCUCUCUGCGCGAGCGGUUCCCUUUGCGCGCAAGUGCAACGCAUACGCAAACAGGCACCCACUCUUGUCGUUCUAUCAACUAGCGCGCGGCCUCCAAUGCAUCCGACACCGGGAGAAGAGUAUCACGCAUCAGCGCUGGAUGACUAGAGGAGCUUAAAUUGGAAGGUGAUAAGAUUAGUCCCUUUAAGUCCUCCCUGUCGCCAUAUUCAUUGAAGUGGCAAUUCAACUGUGCGUUGGGUGCGUUUCUGCUGUGUUGGGGAUUAUUGCGUGAUGGAGUGUUCGGUAAAGGAUAAAACGAUCGUAGUAACCGGUGCCGGACAAGGCAUUGGAAAUGAGCUCUGCCGGUCGUUGGACCAGCUCGGCGCUAAGGUGAUCGCCGUAUCGCGUUCCAGUGGGCCGUUGGAAGAGUUGAAAGCCGACUGUCCGCGGAUUGAGACGGUCCAGGUCGAUCUCAGUGACUGGAGCGCGACCAGGACUGCCCUUGCGCCGCUCGGAAAGGUCGAUGGGCUGGUAAACAAUGCCGGUGUUGCAAUCAUAAAGCCAUUUCUCGAGCUAACGGAGGAAGAUUACGAUCGCACAUUCGCUGUAAAUGUAAAGGCCGCUUUCAAUGUCGCCCAAAUUCUGGUUCCCAAAAUGGAGGCCGGUGCGAGCAUCGUAAACGUAUCGUCCCUCGCGGGGCUGAAAGCCAUCCACGGCCACUGCGCUUACUCCAUGUCGAAGGCAGCCAUCGAUGGUUUGACGCAGAAUUUAGCCCUCGAGCUUGGGCCGCGCAAAAUCCGCAUCAACAGCGUCAAUCCGACCGUCAUUCUGACGCGCAUGGGACGGGACAAUUGGUCCGAUCCGGCGAAGGCGGAUCCGCUGAAGGCGAAAAUUCCGCUCGACCGGUUCGGGGAGGUUAGCGAGGUGGUCGAACCGAUCGUCUAUCUGCUGAGCGAUCGGUCCGGGUUCGUGAACGGACACAUGCUGCCGAUCGAGGGUGGAUUUUUGGCCGGGAAUUGACUUUCUUCCAGUAGGAACAAACCAUUCCAAUGUAAAGAAUACAAGCGGGAGGGAUAUUAGUUUUAUCAUUUCAAAUCAAAGUUUAUUUUCAUUGCAUGGUGUGUGUGUGUUGGCGGACAUUUGCGGUCGCGUAACAGAUGUAGGGGAAAUGAGAAUUCAUGAAAUAAAAGCAUAAAUAUAACGCUA
This is a messenger RNA of Anopheles coluzzii, 1322 nucleotides long. RefSeq names its product L-xylulose reductase. NCBI's taxonomy places the organism in Eukaryota, Metazoa, Arthropoda, Insecta, Diptera, Culicidae. Gene Ontology annotation, molecular function: L-xylulose reductase (NADPH) activity; carbonyl reductase (NADPH) activity. The record is from RefSeq and is a predicted model, not a curated record. The transcript has 4 exons. Bases 408 to 1136 code for a protein of 242 amino acids. Gene Ontology annotation, biological process: xylulose metabolic process; glucose metabolic process.